GAGGAGAGGGCUGAGGUGGUGGCCUGGGAUGAAGCCCAGGUGAGGAGCAUGGCCAUCAUGGCCGCCACCCAGGCAACAAGAGCCACCAGGAGGAGACAGCGGGUGGAGGCGGCCCUGGGGCUGCUGGAGCGCUUGGUGGCCGCGUGUGACGAAGCCACCGCGUUCCCCCGGGAGCUGCAGCACAGGGUUGGGGACAUCAAGGCUGCCCUGAAGGGGACAAAUGAGGCAUCCCCCAAUGUCCCUGAGGACUUGGUGGCCAAGGUGGCCGAGGUCGAGCGGCUGUGGGAGGCCAAUGCCCACCUGGUCAAAGGUCACCUGGAGGGGGCAGUUGGAGACAUCUUCAAGUUCUAUUUCGAUGGUAGUCGCGAUAGCACCACUGGGGUGGCUGAGCGGUGCCAGAGAGCCAUCAAGGACAUCCCAAGGCUCCUUCGACCCCGAAAGUGUCCCCAAGGUUUCCCCAAGGUGUCCCCAGUGAGCAAGGAGCUGCAAGAGCUGUCUCUGGUCCUGCUGCAGCCACAGGUCACCGUGGUGGCCACCCUGGGGGAGCUGCUGGCCACCCUGCCCAGGGUGGACGAGGAGAUGCUGGUGUUCAUGUCUCCCGGUUGCCCGCACUGGGUUCUGGAGGAAUUCACCAAUGAGCUCUGGGCCACUAUGAACUGCAUUGAUGACACCUGCAGGCGCCACAAUGUCACCUCCAAUGAUGAUGACCCUGUCACCUCCCUGAGCCAGGUCCUGGCCACCUACAAGAGCACCCCAUGGACAACCCGGAAGCGUGUGACAAUGGCAGCUAGUGAGUGGCAGGGGUCGGUGGACGCGCUCGUGAAAAGCUGGGCCCAGGUUGCCAGGAAGGCCACCAAGCUCUACAACACCUGCAAGAAGGUGGCCACUGAAGCGGCCAAAAGAGCGGCCACCACCACCACCUGGGCCAGGGAGCUGCAGGACAAGGCUGCCCGUUAUGGGACAGCUCAGGAAAACAAGGGAGAGCUGGGUCAGGCCCUGGGCAGGGAGGAGGGGGCCAAGGUGAGGAGAGAUGCCGUGGUGGCUGCCAGCGAGGCAGCAAGGGCCACCAUGGUGAGACAGCUGAUGGAGGCAGCCCUGAGGCCUCUGGAGCGCUUGGUGGCCGCGUGUGAGGAAGCCACCGCGUUCCCCCAGGAGCUGCAGCGCCUGCUCAGGGACAUCGAGACCACCCUGAAGGGGACAAAGGAGGUGUCCUCCAAAGUCCCUGAGGAUUUGGUGGCCAAGGUGGCCGAGGCCGAGCGGCUGUGGGAGGCCAACGCCUGCCUGGCCAAGUAUCACCUACUGGGUACACUUCAAGACAUCAUUGGCUUCUAUUUCACCUGUGGGACCACCAGCCCCACUGCCUGUGGGGUGGCUGAGCGGUGCCAAAGAGCCACUGAGGACAUCCCAAGGCUCCUUCAACCUCCAGAGAGUAUCCAAAACAUUACCAAGGUGUCCCCAGUGAGCAUGGAGCUCCAAGAGUUGUCCCCGGCACUGCUGCAGCCACAGGUCACCGUGGUGGCCAUCCUGGGUGAGCUGCUGGCCACCCUGCCCAGGCAGGAUGAGGAGAUGCUGCCCGUGUCCACAGUGAGACUGUACUGGGACCUGGUGGACUUCACUGAGAACCUCCGCGUCACCCUGUACUGCACAGAUGACACUUGGUGGCACCGCAAUGUCACUGACAAUGAUGAUGACCCUGCCACCUACAAUGAUGGUGACCCUCUCACCUCCCUCAGCCAGGCCUUGGCUGCCUACGAGAGCACCCCAUGGACCGCCUGGGACCGUGUGACAAUGGUGGCCAGCAAGUGGCAGGGGUCGGUGUCCGUGCUUGUGGAGAGGUGGGUCCAACUGGCCAGGAGGGCCACCAAGAUCACCAACACCUGCAAGGAGGUGGCCACUGAGGUGGCCGACAUGGUGGCCACUGCCUCUGCCCAGGCCAGGGAGCUGCAGGACAUGGCUCCCUGUGAUGGGACAGCUCAGGAAAACAUGGUGGAGCUGGGUCAGGCCCUGGGCAGGGAGGAGGGGGCCGAAGUGGUGGCCGGGCAUGGAGCCCAGGUGAGGGAACAGGCCAUGGUGGCUGCCAGUGAGGCAACAAGGGCCACCAUGGUGAGACAGCGGCUGGAGGCGGCCCUGUGGCUGCUGGAGCGCUUGGUGGCCACAUGUGACAAAGCCACCGCCUUCCCCCGAGAGCUGCAGCGCCUGCUCAGGGACAUCGAGUCUGCCAUGAAGGGGACAAAUUGGGUGUCCCCUGAUGUGCCUGGGGGCUUGGUGGCCAAGGUGGCCGAGGUCGAGUGGCUGUGGGAGGUGAACGCCCGCCUGGCUAAGGGUCACCUGGUGGGGGCAGUUCCAGAUGCCAUCAAGUUCUUGUUCACUGGUUGUCCAAGCAACCCCAGUGCCUGUGGGGUGGCCAAGCGGUGCCAAAGAGCCACCGAGGACAUCCCAAGGCUCCUUCAACCCCUGGAGUUUCCCCAGAGCAUUCCUGAGAUGUCCCCAGUGACCAUGGAGCUCCAAGAGGUGUCGCCUCUGCAGCUGCAGGUGAUGGUGGACGUGGUGGCCACCCUGGGCAAGGUGGUGGAAACCAUGACUGGGCCACACGGGGCCACGUGCCUGUACCAUUCCCAAGACUCCCUGCAUGAAAACAUGCAGAACUUCACCCGGAGGCUCCGUAAGAUCCUGAACCAGCAUGGUGUCACCUCCCAUGGUCACCCUGUGGUCCCCUCCUUGGGCCGAGCCCUGGCCACCCUCAGGGCUACACUGGGGGCCACUUGGGCCAAUGUGAGAGCCACGGCCAAGGCCUGGCGGGAGAUGGUGGCCAAGCUUGUGGACAGCUGGGACCAGUUGGCCAGAGAGGCCACCAAGCUCCGAGAUGACUGCAGGAAGGUGAUUACAGCUCGGCAGCUGAUGGUGGCCCUGAUCAGGGAGGAGGUGACUUGGGAAAUGGCCCCGCACGAUGCCCCGGUGGCUGCAGCCACCAAUGAGGCCAUGGGAGAAGCUGUGGUGGCCACCAGGUGGGAAAUGGUGGCCACCAGGUGGGGACCUUGGGCAGUGGUGGCCUUGGAGACACUGCAGCGCUUGGUGGCUGCAUGUGACAGAGUCACCUUGUUCUACUGGAACUUGGAGUGGCAGCUCAGGGACAUCGAGGCCAUCCUGAAGGGGACAAACGAGGCGUCCCCUGAAGUCCCCCAGACCAAGCUGGAUGAAGUGGCAGAGUCUGAGCGGCUGUGGCGUGCCAGCACCCGCCUGGCCAAGGAUCACCUGCUGGGGAUACUUGAGCUCAUUGACAACAUCCUCUUGAGUCCCUCUGGUGGCCAAGGUGUCUCCAGUGGCCCCAGUAGCUGCACAGUGGCCGAGCAGUGUCAAAAGGCCAUCAAGGACAUCCCAAGUCUGCUGCGGGGACAGUGAUGCCACUGCUGUGAGUUCAUCAGGGUAGUGAUGUCACUGGAGAGACUUGUGGACACUUGAGUGCCAUCAGCUCCUUGUGUCACCAAGAGCCCCUCCAGUGCCACCAGUUCCUCAAGUGCCACCAGCUCCUUGUGUCACCAAGAGCACCUCCAGUGCCAGCAACUCUCAAGUGCCACCAGCUCUUCAUGUCACCAAGAGCCCCUCAAGUGUCACCAGCUCCUCGAGUGCCAGCAGCUCUUCGUGUCACCAAGAGCCCUCAAGUGCCAGCAGCUCCUCAACUGCCAGCAGCUACUCGUGUCAGCAAGAGCCCCGCAAGUGCCAUCUGCCUGGGGCAGAACUGGUGCCUCUGGGCUGCUGGUAGUGCCAUGUCCCUGGUGCUACCUCUGCAGUGUCCCCAUGUCCCUGCAGA
Molecule: messenger RNA, 3808 nt
Organism: Melospiza melodia melodia
Lineage: Eukaryota; Metazoa; Chordata; Aves; Passeriformes; Passerellidae
Exons: 4
Coding region: 49-3399 (1116 amino acids)
Source: RefSeq, a predicted model, not a curated record